ACCGCUUCUGCGGCGCCGUUUCAUACGAAGACUCUUUUAUGCUUUGUCGCCUCCUCUCUCUCUCUUCCAGGUUACAUACAUGUGUUAUACUGGAAGAUUUGAAGUCUUCAACGAGAGUUUUCCUGCUGGAAUCUUACCAAACGAUAAACUGCUGCCAAAGUAUAAUCUUCAUGAGUACAUGAAUGUUGUGCAAGCUCUGAGAAAGGGUGAUCUCAGGCUUCGUCAACAUAGCUCUUCAAGAACAAGAAGAUCGAUCACUGAACAACUUGAUAUCAAUCAGGUUCUUGAGGUCCGGUGUCUUGGAAAAGCUGGAACUCCAAGUCUACCAGAGACUCAUGAAGAAAAUCUGAGUGAUCCAGCGAGAGGUCACCAACUGAAGCUUGAAGUGAUUGCCAAAGCACUUGGAUGGCUAGAGAUAGAUAUGGAUCUCGACGUUAUGCCAGUCCGUAUUAAUCAUGGAAUAGAGAAGACAGUGAUGAAUCACUCUCCAGUUCCUGCUCCAUAUCACCGUGUAGAGACAGUCACGAAAGGCUAAUCAAGAAAUAAAAAGCUUAUCGCGGAACAGUUUGGGGAACCUCACUAUAUACGAACCAUUCAACCAGUGUCAAGAAAAUUUAUAUUAA
This is a messenger RNA of Brassica oleracea var. oleracea, 623 nucleotides long. RefSeq lists its product as uncharacterized. NCBI's taxonomy places the organism in Eukaryota, Viridiplantae, Streptophyta, Magnoliopsida, Brassicales, Brassicaceae. The record is from RefSeq and is a predicted model, not a curated record. The transcript is spliced from 7 exons. Bases 80 to 535 code for a protein of 151 amino acids.